AUGAGCAAUAUUGAGGAGGAGCUUCAAGAGAUGCUUGAGGAGGGAACCACGAUCUUCCUCACCGAGAAAGCGCAAAAGAAUUCGGAAGUGCAAAUCGCUGUCACGGCAAGAGAUACUGCAUUAGCCGAGCACGAGAAACUUCAGCAGGAGAUUUGCCAAUUGCAGCAGCAGCUGGAAAUCAUGAACACCGCGCUGCAAGAUCAAGUCCCGUGCAAUGAUGUGCAGCUAGUGUUGGAUCAGGCACACGCGAAACCGGUUUCCGCGACCACUCGAUUCUGGAAUGCAAUCGACGCCCUCCAGAACAGAUGA
This is a messenger RNA of Penicillium antarcticum, 309 nucleotides long. RefSeq lists its product as uncharacterized. The transcript has 2 exons. Lineage: Eukaryota; Fungi; Ascomycota; Eurotiomycetes; Eurotiales; Aspergillaceae. Bases 1 to 309 code for a protein of 102 amino acids. The record is from RefSeq and is a predicted model, not a curated record.